Sphaerodactylus townsendi is the source of this 4553-nucleotide messenger RNA. RefSeq names its product nuclear factor of activated T cells 4 (gene NFATC4). The record is from RefSeq and is a predicted model, not a curated record. Gene Ontology annotation, cellular component: transcription regulator complex. Gene Ontology annotation, biological process: cytokine production; calcineurin-NFAT signaling cascade; regulation of transcription by RNA polymerase II. Lineage: Eukaryota; Metazoa; Chordata; Lepidosauria; Squamata; Sphaerodactylidae. Bases 246 to 2777 code for a protein of 843 amino acids. The transcript has 10 exons. Gene Ontology annotation, molecular function: DNA-binding transcription factor activity, RNA polymerase II-specific; transcription factor binding; RNA polymerase II cis-regulatory region sequence-specific DNA binding.
AUCUGGAGCAGAGGGAAAAGUUUGUUUGGGAAAGUUUGGUUUUUUUGAAAAAAGUUUUGAAGAGCGGGGGAAAAAGUGGAAGACAGAAAGAGGCAUUGAGUUGGAGGGGAGGGGGAACGGGGAGAAGCCCCCUCCCGCCAUUCUCUCCCCCCUAGAAGAAGUGGCAAAGGAAUAUCAAUAUUUAAUAUAUUUGCAGAGGGAGGGUUACCCCCUGUUAGACUGCACCCACCCACCCACCCCCCAAAAUGGGGGCUUCAAACUGUGAAGACGAAGAUCUGGAAUUUAAACUGAUUUUUGGAGAAGAGGAGAAAGAAUCCCCCGCCAUGGGAGUUCCUUUGGAAGAUCUGGAAGCGGACAACCUUCCUACUUAUUACUCGCUGACGUUGGGGGAUCCCCCUCCUUAUGCUUCUCCUCUGGGCAUCCCAUGUCCACUGCAUCCAGGUGGGGGCCGAGCUGGCAUGCAUUCCCCCCCGCCCCGUCCGGCUGACUUGGACGGAGACACUUUUGAAAGCCAGCCGGCACGGCGCGUGCGCCUUGGAGGCUCUCGGGUGCUAGAGUGCCCGAGCAUACAAAUCACAACCAUUUCCCCCGGCCAGCGGACUGAGGAAGAUGACUGGGACUCUUCGCCGCGUGACUACCUCCUUCUAGAGGCCUUUGGAGGUUACCGCGAGGCACCACCAGCAUCUGGCUUCUUCACGCCUAGCCCUGCCAGCAGUGGUAGCGUCUCCCCGUGGAGUUUCUUUUCGGACGACGAGACACCUGCCGGGGAUGAUGUGGAACAUGAACUGAAUGAGGCCGCGGCACGGUUUGCCCUCACGUCCCCCUUGGGCUCCCCACGGGGUUCCCCCAAACCUUGGUCUUCCGCUGAUGAGUCGUGGCCAAUCUAUAGUUCCAAUUAUUCUCCUAGCCGGGGGACAGAGGAUGGAUGGAUGCUUCUGGGCCCACGCCCGGCUUCUCCCUGUGGCAAGCGGCGUUACUCCAGCUCCGAAACACACUCUUCGGCAUCCCCGUGUCUGUCUCGGCGGGGGAGCCUCGGUGAAGAGACCCCGGGGGAAUCCGUGGAUGCCGGUGGCGAUGUGACCCCUUAUAACUGUGCCGGAACCCGGCCGGCGGAGAGCAUUCCCCAAAAAGCCCGGAAGACCUCCACCGAGCAAACGGUGGCACUGACCCGGAAAGAGGAAGGGAGCUGCAACGGAGAGGACGGAGGCACUGCCCCAGUGGGCUUCGGACUCGGUGUGGCCCGUAAAGAAGGGAUGGAUUAUCUGGCCGUGCCUUCUCCAUUAGCUUGGUCGAAGGCCCGUAUUGGAGGCCACAGUCCCGUGUUCAGGUCUUCCGCUCUUCCGCCUCUGGACUGGCCUCUUCCCAGUCAGUAUGAGCAGUAUGAGCUGAAGAUCGAAGUGCAGCCUCGAACCCACCACCGAGCCCAUUACGAGACUGAGGGCAGCAGGGGUGCUGUGAAGGCUGCUCCAGGAGGGCAUCCCGUGGUGAAGCUCUCAGGCUACGAUGAGAAACCUCUGACACUGCAGAUGUUCAUCGGCACAGCGGACGAGCGGAAUUUGCGGCCUCACGCCUUCUACCAGGUGCACCGCAUCACUGGCAAAAUGGUUGCCACCACCAGCUACGAAUCCAUCAUCAGCGGCACCAAAGUCCUCGAGAUGUCCCUGCUACCUGAGAACAACAUGGCUGCCAAUAUUGACUGUGCCGGGAUCCUGAAGCUGCGGAAUUCAGAUAUUGAGCUCCGCAAGGGAGAAACCGACAUCGGCCGCAAGAACACGCGGGUCCGCCUGGUCUUCCGGGUCCACGUCCCCCAAGGCAACAGCAAGGUGGUCUCUAUCCAGACUGCCUCGGUUCCUAUUGAAUGCUCCCAGCGUUCUGCUCAAGAGCUCCCCCAGGUGGAAAGUUACAGCCUCAGCGCAUGCUCUGUGCAUGGGGGUGAAGAGAUGGCUGUCACUGGUGCCAACUUCCUGCCCGAGUCCAAGGUUGUCUUCAUUGAACGAGGUCCUGAUGGAAAGCUCCUAUGGGAAGAGGAAGCAAGCAUCAACCGGUUAAAAAGCACAGAGACCUUGCUGACCCUCACAGUCCCCGAAUACAAUAACAAGCGAGUGUCACGGCCGGUUCAGACGUAUUUCUACGUUUCCAACGGGCGACGGAAAAGGAGUCCUGCACAGCCGUUCAAAUACUUACCUGUGAUCUUCAAAGAAGAACCCCUUCCGGAUUCACCGCUCCGUACAUUUCCACCUGCCUCUCAAAGCUCUCCUUUCCCUUCACAACCCCUCCAGAGCUCCAUGGAUUUCUCUCCUUCUAGACCUCCCUUCCCGUAUGGCCCGGAGCACUCCCCGCCCUGUUCCCCCUACAGUCCGGAUUGGGGCCCUUGCUCAUUUCCUGCUCCUCCCCGUUACACCCCUUCCUUCCGUUUCCCAGCCAGUGAGGCCUACCGAAGCAGUCACCUCUCGGUGCCCCUACUAUCUCCGGGUGACCUGCCCCGCUUCCAUCCUCUGGAUUGCCGCCCUCCUCAUUUCCAGACCCUCAACCCUCCACUUGGUCCUCAGCCACCGGGGCACAGAGAAACCCGCAGCGAUGACAGGCCUCCGGAGUGGACAGAUCUGGAACUGGGGACUGAGGAGCCGAGCGCUAAAGAGCUGGAGAAAUCUGGGUUUGGCAGUGGCUUCCGGGCGAACCUUCCUGUCCAUGGGAUCACACUGGAGGAAGUGACCGAGAUCAUCGGCAGGGACCUGACUGACUUCCCCGAGCCAUCCUGCGAAGGAGGGUGCAGCUGAGAGACGGCCCGAUUUUAUAGCGCUUGAAUCCUCCCAGACAAUCGGAGGCUUCACUCGGAUAGGCAGCCUAGAGAAAGCCGCCCUUGGCAGGAAUUGCUUUGAGCAACGUAUUUUCGCAUUUGAGGGAAUCUCAUAUGGACCUGUCUGCCUCUGAGCUUCCUGCCUCUUUUUUUCCUGUAUUUUUAAAAUCCUUGCUUCCUUUCAUUCUCCCAGUGUUUCUAUAAGGGCGUGAUUCAGAAUUGCCACGGCAGAGUGACACAAUGGUACUUCCUGCAGUCUUUGCUAUCCUCCGAGGUCUUCCUGCUAGAAGCCCUCAGGAGGCUCGAAAGACCAGCUUUAUAGGAAUAGAUACUCUCAGCCCCCCCAUAGCUGGAGGUCAGCAAGAGUCUGAUUGAAGAUGGCAUGGGCUGUAAGCAUCCUGAGAGGUGGUCUCUUUCCUCUAUUCAUCAGAUCUCUUUUUAAUGCCCACUAUACUAGUGGAUACGGAUAUUGCAAUAUCCUUGGCAAUGAAUCCCAUCAAUUAACUCAGGGGUCCCCAACCUUUUUGAGCCUGCAGUUGCGUAGCUAAGGGGACACAAGGGGGCUAGAGCCCUGGGCAUCACUUCCUGGGGGUGCAUUGUAGUGCCACACCUCCCCUUGCAACUGCGCCCCAGUCCCGACCUCCCUGUGGAGUUCAGGGCAGAGGCACAGUUGAAGACUGGUGUGGGGUCUCACCCCCCAAUCUUCAUGUGGAGUUCGAGAGUGGAGCCAGCCAGCUGUGAGCCCACAGAUACUUUUGGAAUUCUGACACAGUGUGGUGGGUUCAGCCAGAUAUCCUUGGCUUACUUGAGGUACCAGUUCUGCGUAAGGCAGGAAGCUCAACACCAAGGGGCCCCUUUUUAUUUUGCGUCUAUUCAGGCCUCUCCAUCCUCCAUCUCUGCCAUUUUCUGUGGUACGAAGAGCCUUCUGAGGGAUACUUGCAGUGAAUUCUGCUUUCUCCCAUAGCCAACAAUCUCUUUCCUGUCCAGAAAUGGUUUGGAAUCAGGGCCCUGAUGAAGAAACUGCCAUUGUGUUUGUAGGAAAUGUUUACACAACAGGUAAAAAGAUGAUUAUAGGAUGAUAUACUUUUGCUUUGUUGGUUGUAUUUGCAGUUCAAAGUGCUUGUAUCUCUAGAAGAGACAGGGCAGGGCAGUUCUUGCCCGAACUACUUAGAGGUGCUAGUCCUCAUGGGCACUACUUUUAUUUGAGUCAGUAUAACAGGUGGUUUUCAGCAGGCCUGUAUAUGUAUACAGUUACACAUACAUGCACAUACUACAGGUGUUUCAGGGUAAAGACAGCACUAACGUUUCUUUUAAAGCAGCAGAGCUGCUUAGGAAUCAUUGUGCCAAAUUUAUAUAGACUUUUCCUCUCCAGGGUUGAACUCCAGGGAAACUUACAGCAGAAGGUGGCUGUGAGCAGCCCUGAUUGGCUGUUACCUGUGCCGUCGCCAACAGACCUCAUCCCCUCGAGCAGUAUUGCACUUUUUAUAAGGUUUCCUUUAGACAUAAAAAAGCAAUAAGGCGAUGAACAGUGUAAACAUAGAUGCAACACCUUUUAAACAAGUAAAAGGUGAGUAGCCCUCUUGUAGUAUGGAGGGACAUUUAUAAGCGCCAGCCCAACCUACAUUCGUCAUACCAGUUGUGAAAAUGGAGGGAAUCUGCUUAGCACUAGGCUUGGAGAUUCGGGUGCAACAAAUACCAGAUUCGGCCCGAAUCUGAGCGAAUUUGGGAAUAUUUGGGUGAAAAUCGGCCGAAUAUG